AUGGCUGGUCCGAAACAGGUUGUAGCGAUGAAAAAUUUGGUGGAUAUUGAUGGUGACAUGGGUUUCAGAUUUACAGAGAUGGAGGAGAAAAAAUUGGCGGAAGAGUUUCGCUUUGGGCUGGUUCUAAAAUUUUUGACAGUUAGGCCAAACAUUGACACGAUUAGGCUGACCAUAAACAAGACUUGGGGACUGAGAGAGGUGCCGAUGGUGAGUUUUAUGGAUUCGAAGCAUGUGUUGGUUCAAUUACGGAAUGAGGUAGACUAUAUUCAUACAUGGGCAAGGGAAGGGCGAACCAAGGCUGGAGGGAAUUUUCGCCUGUUUAAAUGGACACCAGACUUUGAUUUGAGCAGUGAAUCGCCUUUGGCUCCUCAGUGGAUUUUUCUUCCUUAG
Molecule: messenger RNA, 390 nt
Organism: Fraxinus pennsylvanica
Lineage: Eukaryota; Viridiplantae; Streptophyta; Magnoliopsida; Lamiales; Oleaceae
Source: the annotation of a GenBank genome assembly